Messenger RNA from Hyaloperonospora brassicae, 2625 nucleotides. Lineage: Eukaryota; Oomycota; Peronosporomycetes; Peronosporales; Peronosporaceae. The record is from the annotation of a GenBank genome assembly.
AUGAUCGAAUCCUCCGACGUGGCGCCGUCGAGUCUGGCUGAACUGGGCGAGAGCUCGCUGCUGGACCAGCUGCAUGACCUGCACCAGCGCCUCGCAGCCGUGCGCCAAAACUCGCAGCGCUACAACUCGCUCGCGCGCAACUUGGGGCCCAUCCCCAUGGCCAACGACAGCAACAAGAUCAUUGUAUGCUCGCUGCGUCGCUGUGUGCGCAUGCACAAGACGGAUCAAGGAGACGGCUGGCACUACGAGGCGUCUGCCACGGGGCUCAAGAGCGCGAUCGACUACCUGGGACAAGGCAACGCCGUGCACUGGGUGUCGUGGCCAGGUGUGGCCGUGGACGAAUCGAGCCAGGACGGCGUGCGUCGACGGCUGGCGGACUCGCAGUGCCACCCUGUGUUCCUGAGCCACGAGACAAUUGACUUGUACUACAACCAGUUCUGUAACGUGGUGCUCUGGCCGCUAUUCCACUCGUUGCCGCAGCGAUCGGACAGCAGAUUGCUCGAGAACUUUGGCGACAAGUACGACGCCUACUGCUCGGCCAACCAAAAGUUCCUCGAGGUUGUGUCGGAGAUCUACAAGGACGGAGACCUGGUGCUCGUGUGCGACUACCAGCUCAUGGCGCUUCCUGGACUACUGCGUCGCCGCUUCCCGGAAGUCACGUGCGGCUUUUACUUUCAUUGUCCCUUUCCGUCCUCUGAGUUCUUUCAGAUGCUGCCUGUGCGCGAAGUGCUCCUGCACGGCGUCCUGGGUGCUGACCUGGUUGUUUUCAACCAUUUUGACUACGUGCGCCACUUCCUGAACGUCUGCACGCGCAUGCUCGGACUAGAGUCAUCGCCCAGUCGCGUUGAGUACAACGGACGCCUCAUCUCGCUCGGCAUUUGUCCCAUGGGUAUCGAUCCAAUCAAGUACGCACUGACGCCCAAGGUGGAAGCUCAGGUGGAGAUGCUCAAGCAGCAGCAAGAUGGUCUGAAGAUUAUUGUCGGUGUGCACAAACUCGACUUUUGCAAGGGCAUCCCAGAAAUGCUCGAGGCGAUGGAGUACUUGUUGCAGCAUUACCCAGAGUACCGUGGCAAAGUGGUGCUUUACGCCGUGGUGCGCGAUGCUGGACGCACAGCAUCCCUACAGUACCGAAUGCUCAGCCGCCAAAUCAGCGAACUCGUUGGUCGUGUCAACGGUCGCUUUGGCACAGCUGAGUAUUGCCCCGUGCGCUAUCUAAAGCAGUCUAUCGACCACGACCAGCUCGUGGCAUUGUACAACUGCGCCGACGUAGCCAUUGUGAGCAGCAUCAAGGAAGGCAUCAACUUGCAGGCGAUGGAAUUCAUCGCUGCCCAGAAGAAAAGCUGCCGCGGGGUGCUCGUCUACAGCGAAUUCGCGGGAUGUGCCUCGUCUUUCCAGGGUGCGUUGUUGGUAAACCCGAUGCAUAUUGAGCAAGUUGCUGCAAGCGUGGAUACAGCACUUCGCAUGAGUACGACCACGAAACGUAUCCGACACCACCAGUUGUCGCGCUAUGUGUUCACGUACACAUCGACGCUAUGGGCUCAGCGAAUCAUGUCGGCUCUGAACGAGGCUGCUGCCACCGCGCAAGAAUACAAUCGACUUGACAAGUUGGAUACGGCGCAACUGCUCGGGUACUACGAACGAAGCCAGCGUCGUUUGUUUUUGCUGGAUUAUGAUGGCACGCUCGUGAAUUACCAGAGCAUGGAGGAACUUGCUGAGCCUUCGCCGGCUCUGCUUUCGUGUCUGGAAGAUCUGACUGCGGAUCCACGCAAUACGGUGUACAUUAUCUGCGGAAGAAACAAGAACCGUCUGCAGGAAUGGUUUGGCUCUUUACCGCGCGUGGGCUUGGCGGCAGAGCAUGGUUAUUGGUUCCGCCCGGCCUCUAGGCACCCAUCUACGCUCGAUGUAGAUGGAACCGGUGGUAUGUUGACCUCCGCUACUGCUGCCCUGACGGGUACGAGUAGCGCGGAAUCGCCGCACGGAGCAGAAUCAGCGCCAGUCGGGCUUGUUGCGAAAGACGAACUGCUGGCCAAUUCACCGUUACCCACGACGAUGGUGAACGGAAACGAGAGCGCAGUGUUUGAAAGUGCUCCGUGGCAGUGCAUGUUCAGUGACGUGGAGCUAGGGUGGCGCGACGAGGUGGAGAGCAUACUGGAGCACUUCACAGAGCGGACCCCCGGCUCGUUGCUGGACGUGAAGGAUUGCUGCUAUACGUGGCACUUUCGGGACGCUGACCUCACUUUCGGCCUGAAGCAGGCAAAGGAUAUGCAGCUUCAUUUCGAUCAGAUGUUGCGUGAUUUGCCGGUUGGUGUGGUGAUGUGUCAAAUCAAGAAGUACGUGAUGAUCCGACCGUGGCGCGUGAACAAAGGCCGAGCUGUGAGCCGCAUUCUGGAGUACGAGAGUGAGACGCCCUACUUUACAGCGCUGGAUUUUGAUUUCAUUCUCGCGCUAGGCGACGAGCGUACGGACGAAGACAUGUUUGACGUCGUCCAGGGCAGCAACUGCUACACGUGCACAGUGGGCAUGAAAGUCAGUCGUGCGCAGUAUUACCUGGACGAUCCGGAUGAAGUUCUGCGCGUGCUGACCGCCUGCACCAGCUUGCCUGGCGCUGAACGGCAGCCACUGUAG